Cicer arietinum (chickpea) is the source of this 3202-nucleotide messenger RNA. Its product is annotated as serine/threonine-protein kinase D6PKL1. Gene Ontology annotation, biological process: protein phosphorylation. Gene Ontology annotation, molecular function: protein kinase activity; ATP binding. Lineage: Eukaryota; Viridiplantae; Streptophyta; Magnoliopsida; Fabales; Fabaceae. The record is from RefSeq and is a predicted model, not a curated record.
UGAAUUUUGAUUUUAAUGUGCGACAGAGAUGGGACCCACCCGACUGCAGGAAACAAUUAUCAGUGUGGCAUUGCUGAAAACGGAACAUAAACAACAAAACAAACGCUGCCUAUAUACAUCUCACCUUCUCCCUGAGCUUCUUCCUUCCGUAUCUUCAAUGCGCUUCUAGGGUUUUUCUUUUUUCAACUUUCCACGGAUUCCUUCGGUUGAGGGUUUGAAGUGUCACGUUACCAGUGAAAGAGUGAACAUGAACUCAAAGCAGAUUCUACUAAAGAAUUAUUUGGAUUUGUUCUGAAAGUUGGAUUCUUGAUUUUAUGGUGACACACAUACACUCUAUAUAGUAAAAUGAAAUAGUGAGUUGAGCAUUGAAAGUGGAAGUGUUUGUGUUACCUCUACUAUGAGAAAGUUGUGUUAGCAUAGCAAUUUUUCUUAUAAUGGGUUCAUUCUCUGGCACUUGUGAAAUAGUUGAAGCAAAGGAGGACUUAUGCAUAGGGAAAGGUGCUUUAGGGAUUUGCCAGUCCAAUUCUCAGUACAAAACUUCUGAGAAAAAUAAGAAGCCUUUGGUGCUGAACUUGGAAUAUAAAGAUAAUAUUGGCAAUGAUAUUAACAAGCUUUUUGAGUCAAUUGCUCUUAAAUCUUCAUCAAAGGACUCGGGUCUUUUACACGAUGGUACAAGCCAUAAGCUGAAAAACACCUUAAAAAAGCCGAUGGCAAUGGGUGUUCCUCGGUCCCCACGAGUUGGAAGUUCUGAGCCUGUUAAUUUGAAGCAGGCAUUAAGAGACCUUUGUAUAUCUAAGGCAUCAGAAGUGGCUGCCAUGAGACGAUUAUCAAAGUCAACAGCUUCUCCAAGAAUAUCAGAGGUUGGGAGGAUACAGACACUGUACAGUUCAGUUGUAGAUGAAACCGGUCAUUCUGGGCAUUACAUUGCUGAGAAUAAAGGGUGUAGAACAGAAAUAUCUCUAGUGCCAGAAAAAAGCCAGUCAUCCUCCUUGGAUAAAACAUCUCAACCUCAUCAAACUACCCAAAUCACAUCAUCGAGUCAAGCCAUCAAUUCUGCUUGGAAAAUCGCUGUUGCAACUACUCAACUUGAUUUCGGAACUUCAUCAAUGCAAAGUGAUUUGGCAUGUUCAUCAAGUAAAGUUGGAUUUCAAUCUCAGCGUGUCGUACCUGUUCAACCAGAAAAACAAACAUCUGCAUCUUCUCCAUCUCUGUAUAAUAUGUCUGAAAGCAAAUUAGAGUUGCCAGUAAAUGCUUCCUCCCCAAAAAAGUUAGGAAAUAAAGUUGUGUCAAAUACUGGACGGAAUGGUAAGUUGCAGACAGCAUCUUCUUCUGUAAACGGAAGCAGAGUUAACAAACAGUCACACCAUGCCCCUCGCACAGUUAAAAUGGUCAUCAUCAAGAACAAGAAUCUGAUUAAGAAGAAAGUGAAAGAGGAAUCAGGUUCUGCAUCAUGUGAUCCUGCUUCAAAUGGAGUUAGCAAAUCUGUUCCUGGCACAGCUCGGCUGAUUUGUGAAAGAUGUAGGUGUGCUUUAGAACAUACAAGGGUAGAAAAAAACCAAGAGAUUAUGGCCUUAGACUCUAAUAGUCCUGGAAUUGGAAAUGGAGGGAACUCAAGUAAUGUGCACUCUGAUUCAAAUAAACCUGAUUUGGCAUCAACUGGCGGUAAUAUAAGCAAAGCAGUUGCAAAGGGGGAGAAGAAGACCAAGUUAAGAGACCAACUUGAGUUUUCACAAAGCUCAAAGAGUAGUCAAGGUGAGUACAGUAGUAGUACUAGUACCAGCGAUGAGAGCAACACGAGUGGCUCAAGUUGCGGCACUAGGCCUCACAUGUCAAAGGAUGUUAGGUGGGGAGCCAUUCGACAUGCUCAAAUGCAACAUGGAGUCUUGGGCUUGAGACAUUUCAAUCUUUUGAAGAAACUUGGUUGUGGAGACAUUGGGACUGUAUAUCUUGCUGAACUAAUUGGCACAAGUUGUUUGUUUGCUAUUAAGGUCAUGGACAUCGAAUUUUUGGCAAGAAGGAAGAAGAUGCCUAGGGCUCAAACUGAAAGAGAAAUAUUAAGGAUGCUUGACCAUCCAUUUCUUCCCACAUUGUAUGUACAAUUUACAUCAGAUAAUCUCUCAUGUUUGGUCAUGGAGUAUUGUCCAGGUGGAGAUCUCCAUGUUCUGCGGCAGAAGCAGCUUGGUAGAUGUUUUUCGGAGCUAGCAGCAAGGUUUUAUGUUGCUGAAGUUCUCCUUGCUUUGGAGUACUUGCACAUGCUUGGAGUUGUUUACCGUGAUUUGAAGCCUGAAAACAUUCUUGUUCGAGAAGACGGCCACAUUAUGCUCACUGAUUUUGAUCUGUCAUUGAGGUGUGCUGUAAGUCCAACACUUCUGAAGUCAUCUUCUGAUGUCGACCCUGCAAAAAUUUCUGGUCUUAGUGUACAAUCAAGUUGCAUUGAACCAUUCUGCAUUGAACCAUCUUGUCAAGUUUCAUGCUUCAGCCCCAGAUUCCUACCUGCUUCUGCAAAAACAAGGAAAUUAAAAGUCGAUCCUAUUGCACAGCUCAGAUCACUGCCGCAGCUUGUAGCUGAGCCCACUGAUGCGAGAUCAAACUCGUUCGUUGGUACACACGAAUACCUGGCCCCUGAGAUCAUCAAAGAAGAGGGGCAUGGAGCUGCAGUUGACUGGUGGACAUUUGGCGUUUUUCUUUAUGAGCUUUUAUAUGGUAGAACACCCUUUAAAGGCUCUAACAAUGAAGAAACAUUAGCAAACGUGGUGUUGCAAAGUCUUAGAUUCCCUGAUGACCCAUUUGUUAGUUUCGAAGCUAGGGAUCUGAUUAGAGGGUUGUUGGUUAAAGAGCCUGAAAACCGUUUGGGUUCACAGAAAGGAGCUGCUGAGAUUAAACAACAUCCCUUCUUUGAGGGCCUUAACUGGGCCUUAAUUCGGUGUGCCAUCCCACCAGAACUUCCAGAGUUUUGUGAUUUUGGAGUUUUAGACACGACGCCACAAGGCAAUGGUGCUAAGUAUUUAGAGUGUAAUGUAGGAGAACAUGUAGAAUUCGAGUUGUUUUAAAGACGCUGCUCUAUGUUGAGAGUGACAUUCCUCUUUAUGGAUUCUCAUAUUAUGGCUUCAUGCGCCAUAUAUCGAAAUGUAACUUAUAUGUAAGCCUAUUUGCAAAUUAGUGUUGAUUAUAUCACGACAACUUGUGAUUGGACAUGCCGAAA